AUGGAGCCCAACGUGCCGCUCGACUACGCGCUCUUCCAGCUCUCGCCCCGCCGCUCCAGGUGCGAGCUGGUGGUGUCGGGCAGUGGGCGGACGGAGAAGAUCGCGUCGGGGUCGGUGAAGCCCUUCUUCACGCACCUGCGCGCGGCGGAGGAGCAGGCGGCGGCCCAGCCGCCCCAGCCCGCCAUCCGUCUGCAGCUGGACCGCCGCGCCGCAUGGUUCAGCAAGGGCACCCUCGAGAGGUUCGUGCGCUUCGUCAGCACGCCGGAGGUGCUGGAGAUGGCGAAUACAUUCGAGGCCGAAAUGUCGCAGCUGGAAGGGGCUAGGAAGAUUUACGCAGCACAGGGUGUUUCCUCGGGUGGAGAUGCUGAAGCCUCAGCAGCAGCAGAUAUUACAAAGAAGGAGCUUCUUAGAGCGAUUGAUGUCCGUCUAAGUGCACUUAAACAAGACCUUGUCACGUCUUGUGCCCGGGCAUCAUCCGCAGGGUUCAACCAUGACAGUGUCUCUGAGCUUCUCCUUUUUGCAGACCACUUUGGUGCCAACCGGUUGAGCGAAGCAUGCAAUAGAUACAUGUCACUUUGCCAGCGCCGUCCGGACAUCAAUCCUCAGCAUGCAUCACAAGCAGCUUCAUCACACUGGAAGAGCUUCGAAGAUGGGAAUCUUCGUGACUCCUGCAGUUCAGACAUGUCUAUAGAUGAGCCACAGGCUGAUCAUGGCGGAUCCAGUAAUAAAUCUGUAAGUGGUGCUAGUGUCCCGCAUAUCGACAGAUUAAGUAACAGCCAACAAUCAGUAGAGGUUCCACCAGGAUCUAGCACUGAACAGCACUCUAAGUCAACCCUUCAGCAGGCAGUAGAUAAACAAGAAAAUGAAACAGAAGCCCCUCCUGCUCCUGCUAAAGAGCUUUCAAGGCGUUUGAGUGUGCAAGAUAGGAUAAGCAUGUUUGAGAAUAAGCAAAAGGAGCAGACUCCAACUUCUGGUAACAGCAACUCAGCAGGUACUGCUAAGGUGGUUCCAGUGAAAGGUGAGCACCGCAGGGUGCCUUCUGUUGCAUCCAUGGACAAGUUGGUAAGGAGGUUCAGCAGUGUCAGUGACAUGAGCAUUGAUCUAAGUCAAAAUGAUAAUGGUGGCUGUAAUGACAGAAGUGAAAGUGGAACUCCUGCUGGGACACCAACAUCUGCCAAUCAGGAAGCCAAUUCAUCAAAAGUAAGAGCUGAUAAGGAUGCUAGUGGGGCUAAGCAUCCAGUAACAUCUCAGUCUUGGCCAUUUCAAAAGGAUGGUGACACACCCAAGGAUUCUACUACUACAAGUGCUUGCUCCUCCUCAACUUUUAAUACUACAUCUCCAUACUCCUUAUCGGCCGCUGUUGCCGAGGUUCCUAAAAAACUGACUAAAUCUUGUUUGGAAGAUGACAUGGCUAUAACAUCCAGCACUGAGAGUGAGUCAUCCUUCGACAAGGAGCAGAGAGUUAAUCAAGGUCAAGGCGACGCAAGGAUAUCAGAGCAUGUUGCUUCAAAUGUUUCUGGUCGAACCCGACUAAUAACAUCUCCAAGGACACCUGAGGAAGGUUUGCCAAAACAUUAUGAUACUUUAACUAGCCCAUCGUCAGAGGAACAUGCGCGCACAGUAGAUAAGGAAAUCACUUCUGUUGCUCAUGAGGUACCAGUUACAAGUGAACAGGUUGGACAGAAAGGUAACAGAGGUUCUCGCCUCCGUUCAAAAGAGAUACACGCUGAAGCAGUUGUGGUCGGAAAGAAUGAUCGAUCCUCUAGAACAAUUGGGAAGGUGUCAAGUAGUGUUGAUCCCAAAUCAAAAGCCACGUCCAAUUCCCGCAGCAAUUUUAGGGGUUCAUCUGGUAGGGAUGGAGGUCCCUCCACAGAAACUGAAGGUCAUGAUGCUAGCUUGCGGCGGAAAAGUCUACCACGGAAGGUAGAAAAUGUACGGAGAAAGGCUGCAGUUGGGUCUGAAAUACUUCCUCCAUCAGAUUAUUCUGGUCGCCCAGGAACAAACUUGAGCAGACAAUCAUCUAAUGCUGAGCAGGAGUUGAGUUUGCUAGGAGGUAAAAUUAAACCAGUAAAUGAUGGAAGUGCUGUUACCUUGGAGCAGACCAGGGUGGCGAGACCAGGGAAGGGGAAUCAUGAUCGGCAUGAUGAACUUCAAAUGAAGGCUAAUGAGUUGGAGAAACUAUUUGCUGCACACAAGCUAACCACCACUAGGAGAGGAAAGUCUACGGAUCCGCAGGUUGAUGACACACCUAGGGUAAGUGAGCCAAAGCCUAUAAAGGUUCUUCCAGAGAAGAUUGACAGGAACCAAACUGCGACGGAUAGUAUGACUAAUAACUUUGAUGCCAACGAGCUUCUGAAGAUGGUGGAUAAGGAAGGGUAUAACAUCAAUAGCACACCAGAGAAACUUGCCAUGCUUAGCUUGGAAGAGUCAAGAGGGAAGUUUUAUGAUCAAUAUAUGCAGAAGAGGGAUGCAAAACUAAAGGAGGAUUGGAAGAUGCAGAAAGAAGAGAAGGAAGCAAUACUAAAGGCAAUGCAUGACAGCCUAGAACGGAGCAAGGCUGAGAUGCGGGCCAAAUUCUCUCGGUCUGCAGAUCUCCCUGACUCUGCAUAUGUUUCUCGUGCUCAGAAGAUUCCUCCGUUGCAAUCAGCUAUACGAAAUAAGGAUCAGGGUGUAGAUUCUUUCUUUGUAGAAGAUGAAAUGAAUAGUGACUACCUAUCUGGCGAUGGUUCUUCCAGGAGUGCCGAUUCCAGGAAGCAUUUUUCAAACAAAGUUGCUUACACACAAAAGACAUCCAUUGCUCCUGUCCAUAACCAUAAGCAUUCGUCAAGGACUAUAAGAUCUAGUUAUGCAAAUCGCAGAAAUCCACCAGACAAUCCUCUUGCACAAUCAGUUCCCAAUUUCUCUGACUUCAGAAACGAAAGUACAAAGCCAUCAGCUGGUCAUAAUAGAGCUACUGCAAGGGCUCAGCCAAAAAGUUUUUCCCGUAGUAGGAGUAAAAUUGAAGAGUCAAAGAGUAUUAUGAAUGAACAUCAAUCAAGGGGGUCACAGUCUAUGCGGAAAAACUUAAAUGGUAGUGAAUUAAGGGACACAUCAUCAGUGAACAAGGAUAUAUACAACUGGGCUCCCUCGGGAACUACUAGUAGCACCCAUAAAUCUGGUGCACCAAAGUCUUUUCUUCGGAAAGGCAAUGGGGCUCACCCUAUUGUCGGUAUAACCGGAUUCCGUGCACCGAUGUUUGCAAAUGUCAAUGAUGAUGAUGACGAUUUUCCAGAUCAGCAAGAGGAUUCCCCAGAUGAUGCCAAAGAUGAAGAAUACGAAAGCAUUGAAGAGACUCUUAGGGAAAGUGAUUUUCCUGCUGAUUCAGACAGUGAGACCCCAAAACAAAGUCAUGAUUUUGGAAAUUCAGAUGACCCAGGAUCAGAAAAUGGCGAUGUUUCUUUUCCAAGGGAAGCAGCCAAUACCAAAUUCAAUGCGUUUGCAGGAAACAUGCAUGACUUACCUGGCGAAUUACCAGCUCCCUGGAGCUCGCGCCUUCCACAUCUAUCGCCUUACACAAAUGAUACCUCAGAUGGUGAUGCUUUUGUCGAUUCACCAACUGGAAGUCCAUCACCAUGGAAUUCUCAUUCGCUAGAUCAAAUAACAGAUGCUGAUGUUUCCCGGAUGAGAAAAAAGUGGGGCAGUGCUCAGAUGCCUUUUAGUGGUUCUAAUGCAUCUCAACAGCCACGCAAAGAUGUUACAAAAGGGUUUAAGAAACUAUUGAAAUUUGGGAGGAAGAAUAGGGGUGCUGAUGGUUUAGUAAACGAUUGGGUUUCUGCUUCAACUGCCUCGGAAUGUGAUGAUGAUAUGGAAGAUGGCCGGGAUCUGGCCAUAGGAUCUUCUGAUGAUUUCAGGAAGUCAAGAAUGGGCUAUCUUUCUUCGUAUGAUGGUUUUGUUGAGAACGAAGUUCUCACCGAACAAGGUAUGCUUCAAGAACCAUCGUUACGUAGCUCCAUUCCAAACCCCACUGCAAAUUUCAGACUGAGGGAGGAUCAACUAACAGGUAGCCCAAUUAAAGGAUCACGUUCAUUCUUCUCCCUCCCUGCAUUCCGAAGCAAAGGAGGCGAUGCUAGGCUAAGGUGACCCUCAAGCAGCAGAGCUGGAUUGUAUAAAAUAUCUUCUGAAACUAGGCGAGGUAUCAAAUUUUCUUGGAUGGUACGCGGACAGUGCUAGCUUGUCAUAUAUAAAUACAUAUCUUGUAUCUAUGGUAAUUCUUAUAAGCUACCAGUUGAGCGCUUCCAUUGUUGUUGUUUGAUAGUGAUUUCUCUUUUAAUUUCCCCCCUCUUGUGUAGAAUUGGGCUUCUAGAAAUUUUUGCAUUUUUUUCAGUUGGCCCAGAGAACUGUAUUUUUUAUUGUUUUUGUGAUAUGCUUGUAUCUCCCACUCCAUCUGUUUAGUCGUUUGAUAUAUAUAUCACAAAUCCACUUCAA
Messenger RNA from Lolium rigidum, 4464 nucleotides. RefSeq names its product COP1-interacting protein 7. NCBI's taxonomy places the organism in Eukaryota, Viridiplantae, Streptophyta, Magnoliopsida, Poales, Poaceae. The record is from RefSeq and is a predicted model, not a curated record. The transcript has 10 exons. The coding region runs from base 1 to 4119 and encodes 1372 amino acids.